GGUCCAAUUGCUGUAGCCCUGCCUCCGCUGUUUCCAUAAUCCCCCACUUUGUCUUUCUAUUCCCUCCUGUCUUUAAUGAAGCGGAUACCUGUAUCAAGAUGCGCCUCGCAACUGCUGGCACAACCGCUGCCACGCCGGCCCUCGUGUCCCUAUGCUACAGCGAAGACUACACGGCGAAGCAUCACACCUCAUAAUCACAGGAUACAAGCGCGUUUCCAAUCAACAGCAGCAAUCCAGCACGAUGGCGAAUUGGAAGUCGAGCUCCCAGAGGCCGCCGGAAUCGCAUCAACACCAUCUUCACGGUCCGCAUCACGAGGCCCGCGAGCUGCCUACCUAAAACCGCUUCCCCUCGAACAACUCCCAUCGCCACAUCCCAGCGCUGCCGAGCGCUCGACAAAACUCCACGCCCUUCGUAGCCGGCUUUCCCUUCCGCCCCGCUUCCCUCUGCAAGCCCUCGCCCGAACACUCGUGCAUCCCUCCGCAGACCCAAAUCCUGCUUUCAACAAUGCCUCGUUGUCAAUACUUGGACGCCAUCUGCUAGGCUACUACACCUCGGAAUGGCUUCUCUGCAACUACCCCCGCCUCCCAAUGCCCGUUGUCUUCGCUGCAGUAGAAGCGUACAUUGGCCCAAAGGCGUUAGCCACCGUUGCGGGCGAAUGGGGCAUCGAGGCAGCGGCUGAACCAGGAGGAGAGGUUGACUCGGGAUUAUUGCAAUUCAAGAGGCUAAAAUCGGGCGAUGAACUCCCAGCAGCAUUGAGACGUCAGGCGCCAUGGAAAUGGAACGUCACAACCACACACAAGAUUAUGACAACGGAUGAGUUCGGCUCCAGCAAUGCCCCGCCGAGUCCACAUGCGCUGCAAAAGACACCAGUGCCCAUGGAAGAAGCAGCACAAUCUUUCGUCCGAGCACUCAUCGGCGCGUUACACGUUCAUCUUGGAUCACCCCUCGUGAAGCGCUUCUUCCGCGACCACUUCCUCAGUCGACACCUCGACAUCAGCACACUCUUCGAUUUCCGCACCCCGACUCGUGACCUAUCACGAUUAUGUGCACGAGAAGGCUUCGAAGGCCCUGUCGCUCGUCUCGUGUCCGAAACCGGUCGCUUGAGCAGACAUCCUGUCUUCGUAGUUGGCGUAUAUAGCGGGAAAGACAAGCUCGGCGAAGGCGCAGGAAGCUCGUUAGACGAGGCGAGGACAAGAGCGGCGGCCGCGGCGCUGAAGGCGUGGUACCUCUACAAACCCGUCGAAGUCACCGUACCGAGCAGCAUGGAAGGAGAACUAGACACGAGCAAGUGGCGACCCAACUUGAUCGAUUGUGGUGAAGUCAUCGUGUAAAGAUACCAGGGGGCAACGGAAAACCACACUUUGGCGUUUUUCUUGAGGGUUCCGCAUCAGCACUGUGACUGCAUGGAGGUCAGGGGGCGUACUCUUCAUUCGUACACUUUGAAAGAAGACGUCGUUCCACCUCAUGUCAACGAGUGCAGCCGAGAAGGAAUAAGGGAAAGACAGGAGCGGGGGUACAGACUUCAUUGCAUGAGGGGGAGGCGCAUUCGGCUGUUGUGCUCGUCAGAACGAGCUGCAUGUAUUAUAUGUGACAAUCAUCUGGGUCUGGCAUUACAUUAUUACCACCUGGAUCCACGUUGUGUAGAAUAUAAGAAGAUGUUUGCAUCCACAUGACAUAACACGAUUUA
This is a messenger RNA of Cucurbitaria berberidis CBS 394.84, 1688 nucleotides long. Its product is annotated as ribonuclease III. The record is from RefSeq and is a predicted model, not a curated record. Bases 76 to 1332 code for a protein of 418 amino acids. The transcript has a single exon. Gene Ontology annotation, molecular function: ribonuclease III activity; double-stranded RNA binding. Gene Ontology annotation, cellular component: nucleus. NCBI's taxonomy places the organism in Eukaryota, Fungi, Ascomycota, Dothideomycetes, Pleosporales, Cucurbitariaceae. Gene Ontology annotation, biological process: primary miRNA processing; rRNA processing; regulation of gene expression.